Molecule: messenger RNA, 798 nt
Organism: Zasmidium cellare ATCC 36951
Lineage: Eukaryota; Fungi; Ascomycota; Dothideomycetes; Mycosphaerellales; Mycosphaerellaceae
Exons: 1
Coding region: 1-798 (265 amino acids)
Molecular function (GO): acyltransferase activity, transferring groups other than amino-acyl groups
Source: RefSeq, a predicted model, not a curated record
AUGGCGGGGUUCGGACGCUCCGAGUUCGUCGACCUCAUCAAGCCUCUUGGAGAUCGUUUGAACUUGUACGACCCCACCAAGUCACCCACCGAGCAACCGAAGAAUGAUGCCGCAGAACCAACUCGAGCUGUGCCACAAGCCUUUCUCGAUGCUAUGAUCGUUCGGGAGGAGGUCUUUGUGAAGGAGCAAAAGGUGCCUCUUGAGAACGAGCUGGACAGUGACGAUGCCCGCAGCUUCCACUGGGUUGCAUACGCCUCGAUACCCGCAAAGGCCAACACCAAUGGCAACUCCAGCAAUGGUGACCGGCGUACGAGCAACAGCACCAAGAUCCCGGUUGGAACCAUUCGCCUCGUACCUCCACCACACGCUCCUCACGAUGGCCAUGAGCCAACCCAGCAACUUACUAGCAGCAGCGGGGAGAAAGAGGCGUACAUCAAGCUGGGAAGGCUGUCCGUGAUCAAGGAAUUCCGCAAAGCAGGCAUCUCCAAGUUGCUUAUUGAGACUGCCUUGGCUUAUGCAAGGGAGAAUCCAUACGAGGUCGGACCCCAGAUCGACCCCGCAUCAAUAGAGGCUAUGAAGAAAGGGAUAGCCCUCAACUUCAAGGGAUUGGUGUAUAUCCAUGCGCAGGUUGGUGUGCAGAAGGUUUGGAAGCGACAUGGCUUUGAGCGGGACGAGGGCAUGGGAACGUGGGACGAGGAAGGUAUUGAGCAUGUUGGAAUGUGGAAGCGGCUGGACGUCUCUGACUCUCGGAGGAAGAGCAAGAUUUGGCUGGCUACGAGCAACCCUCUCAGUCCAUGA